AUGAAUGCUACUGUAAACAGAACAGAAUUUGAUGAUUUACUGAAUGAUACGAAUAUCAAUACAUCAAUGCUAUCACAUUUGAGCCAUAAUUUGCAUAUAUACGGUUAUUUGAUUAUUGGCCCAAUGCUAGUAUUGGUUAACACCCCGAUCUUCUUGCUUGUGAUGUUACGUAAAGCGCUCAGGCUUCCCUACCUGAUUCUCGCAACUGUAUUUUUUAACAGUGGAUUAACCGGAAUGAGUGCAAUAUUAAUGGGAGCAAAACGAUGGAUUAUUUCCGUUGUUCAAGAACAAUUUAUUGUUCAUUAUGACUGCGUGCUUAGUGUGGCGAUCUUUUUUUUAUCAAUGUCUUUUCUAAAUGGUUGGAGUUUACUAAUGAAUAGUGUGGAAAGAUUUUGUGUCGUUGCAUUCCCAAUAUAUUACUAUACUCACAGUAAACGAAUAAUCUUUGCAUUAAUUACCAUACAAUAUGCAAUUACUGCCAUUGCAGUGAUUUUUACCGUUGUCGCAAGUUUAAUUGAACCGAAGCGAUAUAUAUCGCAUUUUUGCAUGAUGCACAGUGUUUACAGCUCUUAUUUUUAUGUCACUCUGACAUUAAUGAGUUCCAUUGCUUCAUUAUUUAGUAUUGUCAUAAUGGUUAUUGUUGUUGUUCUAUUAAAAAGAAGGUUUGGAGCUCAGUUUCUUUCAAAGAAUUCAUGCAAUCGCGAUUUGACACAUUUUAUCAAGAAUCAAAAGCGAUAUACUCAUACAGCACUGAUUUCUUGUUGUUUUACAUUUUUUCUUGUUGUGUUACCAUCAAUGGUGAAAUGCAUUUAUGCGUUGGAUGCUUCUAAAAGGUCACCGAUUAUUGUGAUGCUUUGCGUGUAUUUACCACUCUUGAAUUCCUUUAAUAUGGUACUGUUAUUCAUAUAUCGGCAAAAAGAUCUUCAAAAUGCUGCAAUUCAUGGCAUCAAAUGGUUGUUUUGCAGACAAAAACAACAUAUCCAACCGGUCACUACUGCUGGAUUUUAG
Molecule: messenger RNA, 1008 nt
Organism: Brugia malayi
Lineage: Eukaryota; Metazoa; Nematoda; Chromadorea; Rhabditida; Onchocercidae
Exons: 6
Coding region: 1-1008 (335 amino acids)
Cellular component (GO): membrane
Source: RefSeq, a predicted model, not a curated record